This is a messenger RNA of Brassica rapa (field mustard), 2093 nucleotides long. RefSeq names its product probable 2-oxoglutarate-dependent dioxygenase AOP1. The record is from RefSeq and is a predicted model, not a curated record. NCBI's taxonomy places the organism in Eukaryota, Viridiplantae, Streptophyta, Magnoliopsida, Brassicales, Brassicaceae.
AUAUAAGAACACAUAGAGACAUAUCUAAACACACAACAAGUUUCUAAAAGAAAAAGAUGGUUAGUUUGGAAACCACUCCUGCCCUUCAGCUCCCGGUCAUCGACUUCACAAGUCCAAACCUAAAACCAGGAACUGUAGAAUGGGACUCAGUGAGAGGCGAUGUCCGAAGAGCUUUAGAAGAGUAUGGAUGUUUUGAGGCCUUGUUCGACAAAGUUCCUGUCAAACUUCGAAAGGCGGUUUUCGAUGUCUCUGAGGAGGCUUUUCAGCUACCUUUAGAGACCAAAAAGAGAGUUGUGUCAAAGAGAAAGUAUAGAGGAUAUGUGGGUCAGAUUCCAUCUUUACCUCUUUUUGAAGUCAUGGGUGUUGACUUUGCAGAAAAUGAAGAUAAAGUCAAUGAGUUUACUCACAAGCUUUGGCCCCAAGGCAAUGGAAGUUUCAGUGAGGCGGUCAUGUCAUUCGCGGAGAAAGUGUCAGAACUGGACUUCAUGACCAGGAGAAUGAUAAUGGAGAGUUUUGGGGUCAAUGAAAACUACAUUGAGAAACAUUUGAACUCGACCAAAUGUCUUGUGAGAAUGAUGAAGUACCAAGGAGUUGAAGAAACAGAAGAAGAGUUAGGUAUGGAGGCUCAUACAGACAGAAACAUGCUCACCAUACUCUGCCAGAACGAUGUAAAAGACGGACUUGAAGUCAGAACUAGUGAUGAUAAGCAAUGGAUCAAAGCCAAUCCUUCUCAAGAUUCUUCAUUCAUCGUUCUUGGAGGAGCCACACUACACGUGCUUCUUAAUGGUCGGGUGCUAACUGGUGUUCACCGAGUGAUGAGGAUGGGAACUAACACAAGAUUCUCAGCUGGACUGUUCUCGGUUCCGAAAACAGAGGAUUUGAUAUAUGCACCAGAGGAAUUGGUUGAUGCUGAGCAUCCUCGCUUGUAUAAGCCAUUUGAUUUUGAAGCAUACUUUCAGUUCACCACUGAGGGACCCGGAAGGAGAGAUGUAGCUGCACUCAGGGGUUAUUGUGGCCUUUGAGAAUACAAUAAUAACGUCUUUUCUUCAAAAAUAUAAAUAAGAAUAAGAAGAAACUUGUUUGAUUUGCUGUUUAAAACUUUUUAUGUAAACCCAUCUCCACUGAAGGGCCAUCGUUUUGGGCCCAAUCUCUAUUUUCAGCUUUUAAUGAAUUUACAGUGACAAAAAAAAUGAAGAUAAAAUUUCAUUGUGAAGACUAGGUUUAAGAUCACAUGAAGAUAUGGUAACCCUAGUUACUAAUGUUUAAUAGCGAACCCUAGCGGUCUCCAAAAGCUGAUAUAAGAAAACAAAGAGAUAAAGAUCUGAAUUAGAACAAGCUUGUGACGCAAGAAAUGAUGAGUUUUGACACCAAACUUGCUCUUCAUCUCCUAGUGGGAACUGUCGAGUGGGACUCAGUGAGAGGAAAUGUCCGCAAAAGAUCUAGAAGACUAAGGAUGGUUUGUGGCCUUGUUCAGUAAAGCAGAUAUAGCUUCAUGACCCGUAGAAUGAUAAUGGAGAGCUUUAGGCUCGAUGGAAACUACAAUACUACAUUAGAAACUGGUUUUGGUUUCGUAUACAUGCUUAAGUUACAAAGUAUGCAAUUUUUGAUAGUACCGAAAUUAAAAUAUGUUUAAUAGGUAUUUCUGAACGAUCUGAUGGUAACAAACACAAGGCACUCGGGAACCUUUCGCUGUUCUGAAAACAGAGGAAUUAAUCAAUGGACCAGAGAAGAUGUUGAAGGAUACAUUCAGUUCACCGCUGAGGAAGAAGCUGAAAAAAGGCGAGAUCUACUAUCUGCUCUCAAGGAUCUGAUUUUAAAUUGUUUCCAUGUAAAACCCAUCUCCAUCAUAAUAAAUAAUAAAUUUCAUGAAUUGAGUUUUUGUUGUUUUGUUAGUCACUUGCGUGCACGUAACAUAAUCUUUUUGCACCAAACUAUCCACUUGUGUUGUAAUAAAAGGCUUUAAUGUGUACAACACUAUCCACGUGUUGUAAUAAAAGACUUUUCAGGAGAAGGAUAAAAAUUAUACAAAGAUUAAAACAAAUUUAUUACAGAACAAAAGAAAAAUAGCAAAGGUAUUCUCAGAAAAAAAAAAA